Biomphalaria glabrata is the source of this 2191-nucleotide messenger RNA. Its product is annotated as sorbitol dehydrogenase-like. NCBI's taxonomy places the organism in Eukaryota, Metazoa, Mollusca, Gastropoda, Planorbidae. Bases 84 to 1157 code for a protein of 357 amino acids. Gene Ontology annotation, biological process: D-sorbitol catabolic process. Gene Ontology annotation, molecular function: zinc ion binding; L-iditol 2-dehydrogenase (NAD+) activity. The record is from RefSeq and is a predicted model, not a curated record. The transcript is spliced from 9 exons.
AGCACAUUGUGUUUGAAAGAUAAAGACGUUAAGUGAAUGACUUCAUCUCUAGUGACACUGUAAGAACAGACGACUAAGUUUAUAUGCAGGUGGAGCUAGGAAUCACCGCAGGGAUGAACAAAGCUGUGAGACUUUACGGGAAGGAAGAUCUCCGAGUGGAAUUUCUACCGAUUCCGGAGCCCCAAGAAAAUUACGUUCAGCUGAGACUAGCAAGCACAGGACUUUGUCGUACAGAUGUCCAUCUGUUUGACGAAGGUCAGCUUGACCACAUUGUCAUCAAGGACCCCAUCACAAUAGGGCACGAGAUAAGUGGAACUGUCAGCAAGCUGGGACUUGGCGUGAGCGGUCUAUCAGUAGGAGACAGAGUAGCCGUUGACCCGUGUCGGCCAUGUGGUCAAUGUUUACAGUGUUCGAGGCAAAGAAGCAACAUCUGCCAGAACUUGAGUGAAUCCGGGGUCCUGCACGUGGAUGGCGGCUUUGCCAACUACAUGACAACACCGGCUUUUACUUGUCACAAGUUACCGGAUAAUGUCAGCCUCGAGGAAGGCGCCAUGAUUGAGCCUUUGUCUGUUGGGGUGAAUGCCGUCCACAGAGCACGCAUGUGUCCCGGAGAUCAAGUCAUUGUCUUUGGGGCAGGUCCUGUUGGGCUCUACACAAUGCAAAGUGCGAAAGCACUUGGGGCGGGAAAAGUUAUGAUGGUCGAUAUCAAUGAAAGUCGUCUAAAAUUAGCCACCCAAAUGGGCGCUGAUAUUGUGUACCGUCCACCCGCCCCUUUCACAGACCCAAAGGCUGCUGGGAUUGACCUAAAGGCUGCACUUGGAGACGAAGCAGACGUCUGUUUUGAGUGCAGUGGAGCUCACGGAACAGUUGAUGCUGCCAUUCAUGCUUGCAGACCAGGAAGUAAAGUUGUUUUGAUUGGCUUUGGAGAGAUGGCUAUGGACGUCCACCUGGGCAUGGCUGCUGUCAGAGAGAUUGACUUACUCGGGGCUUUUGGAAAUCUCAACAAUUACCCAGAAUGCAUUCAGUUAGUUGCUGAAGGUAAGAUUGAUGUCAAGUCUGCUAUUAGUCAUAGACUUCCACUGGACAAGGUCAGGGAUGGAAUGGAGCUGAUAAGAAAAGGUCAAUCAGUGAAGGUUGUCAUAGACUGCACUAAUUAAUUAUUGCAUCUGGCUACCCAAAAAUGACAAAAAAAAAAAGAAAAUGAAACUGGAAAUUUGUUACCAUUUCGUCGUUUACAUCAUACAAAAUGAAUUCUUGUUAUUAUUGUAUUUAUGUUUCAAACAAGAAAACAUUUUUUAAAAAGUUUUUUAAAAUAGAGACAGACUCCUGGUUUAGCAAAACUAAAGUGUAAAGAUCUACUAGACUUUAUAAUAUAAUAAUAGGCCUUUAGAUCUAGACUUAGAAGAUGGUGUGCAAAAUAUUCCAGUACAUUAAUUUAUUGAAUGAAUGUGGAAAUACCUGGAGACAUCUAGUCCAUUCAAGAUAAAUAUUUUCUAUUUCUCUAGCCAAAUUUAAAUUUAUUUCUAUUUAUACUUUGAAAAAUUAUAACGGUCAAACUAGAGUAUUCUCAGUGUGGCAAACGAGUUAGUAACUCUUUUGCAAAUGAUAUGCAGCAACUGUCAAAUUUCUAGGAGCUGUUUUUGAGAUCAGUGUCUAGGUUCCAUGAAGGUAUGAAUUGAAUAUAGAUAUUGCAAUAAAAAAAAAUUCUAAAUUUUAAUUUUACAUUAAAAACUGUACAUAACAAUCAAUUUGUGUGUUGAGUUGAAUGAUUUAACCCUUACCACGGGAAAGCAGAAAACAGAAAAACAAACAAAUAAAUCAGACAUGUGCAUGAAUAGAUUUAUUUGUGUGUGUGUUUUUUUCAUCUUUAAUAUUUAUAGUACAAAUUAAAAGUGAAUGACAUAAAAUAUUUAAUGUAAAACCAAAAAAACAAAAAUUCAAUUUAUGUUUUAGUCAUUUUUAGAAAUUAAUUAGUAAACCUUUUUAUUUACAACAGGCAACUAUUUAUUUAAAAUUUUACAUAUAAUCUACAUUGUACAUCAUAUCAACUAAAAAUCAUAUAGCAUAUGAAAAAAAAGUAAUGUCUUCUUUUUUCUUUUUUUGCAACAUCAACAUGACUUAUAUGACUGGACGCUAAAACAUAAUACAUUGUAUACAAUUAUUUUCUGAAUAAAGUUGUAAAACAAUAAAA